GCAUUACGCAGGCGCGGUGGCGGCCGGGGCCCAGGCCGUGGCAGGUUCGGGACGCGCGUGAGGGAUCGGGACGGCGGCGGUGCUGGACGCGGCGGGUGAGAUCCCGGCGCUCCCGGGGGAGGCGGGUGGUGUUCCGGGGCAGCGGCAAGCAGAGCCAGCCCCUCAGAGGGAGAGAGGGAAUCAGUGCUUGGCGGCUGUCGCUCCAGUGCCGGUGCCCGUGCCCCGCGGUGUACGGGCGGACAGACGCUCCUGCCCUGCGGCGAGGCGGAGGAGCUGCUCGGUCUGUCAGUGGGCUGCUCGCAGUACGCCGCCCCCGUGCCUCCCUAAGGCCCGGAGAGCUGCUGGGCGUCCGGGGCUGGGACAGAGCCGAGUUUGUGUAAGGGGAGGACCUGAGGGAAGAGGAGAGCCCGGGAAGGUCUGGUUGUGCUGGCUUUACUAUUUGAAACUCAAGCGUAAGUUACAUUUAUUUCAACUAGUUCCCAAGUAUUUCCUCAUCCCAGCCACUCGACCCUAGCAGUCGGUGCGGUCGCCUGAGGGCUAGUGACACAUUGACGGUGCGAGAGGGGAAGUCGAGUAUUGCUGGGGCGAAGGGACUCGUGGACUGUGUUCAAGUGUUUCUGAUACAGACUUAAAGGUGUAGCACCAUGGUUAUGAAAGCUUCAGUUGAAGAUGAUGAUUCCAGAUGGGAACUUGGUAUGCCUGACAAGAUGGAAAAGAGCAAUACAAGCUGGAUAGAUAUAACUCAAGAUUUUGAAGAAGCUUGUAGAGAACUGAAGUUAGGAGAACUACUUCAUGACAAGCUUUUUGGACUUUUUGAAGCCAUGUCUGCCAUUGAAAUGAUGGAUCCCAAGAUGGAUGCUGGUAUGAUUGGAAACCAAGUUAAUAGAAAGGUUCUUAACUUUGAGCAAGCUAUUAAGGAUGGCACAAUUAAAAUAAAGGAUCUGACUUCACCUGAGCUGGUAGGAAUAAUGGAUACCUGUUUCUGUUGUUUGAUAACAUGGUUAGAGGGACAUUCCUUGGCACAGACGGUAUUCACUUGCCUUUAUAUUCAUAAUCCAGACUUCAUAGAAGAUCCUGCAAUGAAGGCUUUUGCUCUAGGGAUUCUAAAAAUCUGUGAUAUUGCCAGAGAAAAGGUUAAUAAAGCAGCUGUUUUUGAGGAGGAAGAUUUUCAGUCAAUGACUUAUGGAUUUAAAAUGGCAAACACUGUGACAGAUCUUAGAGUUACAGGUAUGCUAAAGGAUGUAGAAGAUGAUAUGCAAAGACGAGUGAAGAGCACACGAAGUCGACAAGGAGAAGAGAGAGACCCAGAAGUUGAACUUGAACAUCAGCAGUACUUAGCUGUGUUCAGUAGAGUCAAGUUUACCCGGGUGCUACUGACUGUUCUAAUAGCAUUUACCAAGAAAGAGACCAGUGCAGUUGCAGAAGCCCAGAAACUAAUGACUCAGGCAGCUGAUUUGCUUUCUGCCAUCCACAAUUCGUUGCAUCAUGGUAUCCAGGCACAGAAUGAUACUACUAAGGGAGAUCAUCCUAUUAUGAUGGGUUUUGAGCCCCUUGUUAAUCAGAGAUUGCUGCCACCAACUUUCCCUCGCUAUGCAAAAAUAAUUAAAAGGGAGGAAAUGGUCAGCUAUUUUUCCAAACUAAUAGACCGAAUAAGAACUGUAUGUGAAGUAGUCAACUUAACUAAUUUGCACUGUAUACUGGAUUUUUUCUGUGAGUUUAGUGAACAAUCACCAUGUGUUCUUUCAAGAUCUCUGUUACAGACAACUUUUCUGGUAGAUAACAAGAAGGUGUUUGGAACUCACCUCAUGCAAGACAUGGUAAAAGAUGCUCUAAGGUCUUUUGUCAGUCCUCCAGUUCUUUCUCCAAAGUGCUGUCUUUAUAAUAAUCACCAGGCAAAGGACUACAUUGAUUCCUUUGUGACACACUGCGUUCGGCCAUUCUGUAGCCUGAUUCAAAUACAUGGACACAAUAGAGCUCGUCAGAGAGAUAAACUGGGUCACAUACUUGAGGAAUUUGCCACACUUCAGGAUGAGGCAGAGAAAGUAGAUGCAGCACUUCAUAGUAUGUUACUGAAGCAGGAACCACAAAGGCAACACCUGGCUUGCUUGGGCACUUGGGUCCUAUAUCAUAACCUUCGUAUUAUGAUACAGUAUCUUCUGAGUGGCUUUGAGUUGGAACUUUACAGUAUGCAUGAAUAUUACUACAUCUAUUGGUAUCUGUCAGAGUUCCUCUAUGCCUGGUUGAUGUCAACACUGAGCCGUGCUGACAGCUCUCAGAUGGCAGAGGAGAGAAUAAUGGAGGAACAACAGAAGGGCCGUAGUAGUAAGAAAACAAAGAAAAAGAAAAAAGUUCGCCCUCUCAGCAGAGAGAUCACCAUGAGUCAAGCAUACCAAAAUAUGUGUGCUGGGAUGUACAAGACAAUGAUCGCAUUUGACAUGGAUGGCAAAGUAAGAAAACCAAAGUUUGAACUGGAUAGUGAACAAGUUCGAUAUGAGCACAGGUUUGCUCCAUUCAACAGUGUCAUCACACCACCUCCAGUGCACUACUUGCAGUUUAAAGAAAUGUCCGAUUUAAAUAAGUACAGCCCACCUCCUCAGUCAUCAGAUCUCUACAUGGCAGCUAGCAAACACUUCCAGCAAGCUAAAAUGAUUCUUGAGAAUAUCCCUAAUCCAGACUAUGAGGUCAGUCGAAUUCUGAAGGUUGCAAAACCCAAUAUUGUGGUCAUGAAGUUGCUUGCAGGAGGCCACAAAAAAGAUUCUAAGGUUCCUCCAGAAUUUGACUUCUCCCCUCAUAAGUAUUUUCCAGUUGUGAAGCUUGUUUGAAAGAUGAGAGAUUGUUGUUAGGAUACCUGAAGCAUAAUCUGUGCAUCAGACACCAGCUGUAGGAUGGAAUAUCUAGUGCUAUAUCCAGACUGAAAGAAAUUUCCAGGAUAAAAGUACUGUUAUAUGGAAUAUCUGUAGUCUGCCUUGUUUUGAAUGACAACUGCUGUUUUAAAGUGGUCUGUGUAAACUUGAUUAAGAUGAUUUUAAUCAAUGGUAUUGUUAAGAAAUGUUGUAUCUUAAUUGAUCUCAUUGCAGGAUUAAUUUUGUUUUUAUGAAUAAGCUGUGACAGAAAAUGGUCAUUUAGAGAUUUAUUAACAUUCAGGACUGAAUGAAAAUACUACAGUAGAGCAUCAUGUCCAAUACUUAGCUGAUGUGCUGAAAUUCCAUUUGCAACAAAGCCACUUGGAGAAAUUGUGGCUUCCAUAUUUUGCCUAAAUUGCAUCAAUUUUUCUCACAUUGGAAGUAGAAAGACUGGGUUCUUCUCUUGCCAAGUCUGGAGAGCUAGAACAAUCUUCACAGAAAUUAGGAGCAGAUGAAAACUUAGUAAUUUAACUCCCACUGCACUGAAUUCAGUAACUUACCUUCUAAAUUACAGCCAAAGCCAGUUUUCUAGGAGGUGCUUUGUCUGAAAUGUCAAGCUCUUUUAAAUCAGUGAGAAAUGGCUCAAGUUUUUUCUGGUUCCAGUUUGUUAACCUUUAUUCUUUGCGGUACUGGAUGAAUCUGUGUAGCAGUUAGCAACAUAGGAACACAAGACACCCAAGCGUGUAUUUUAACUACUCUGCAACUUUAUUUCAAUCCUUUUAUUCCUUUGCCAUUGUGAAAGAGGGGUUGCAGUUUGUUCAAUUGCUCAAGUCAGCAUGACUUUCAUUCUCUAAUUCUGGCUGCAGUGCUGCUGCAGGAUCCUACCACCCUCUGUAAUGGUAAAUAAAGGCAGAAAUCUGACACAGGAGGAACCCCAAGCCUACCUGGUUCCUGCCUAAAAUGGUUCUUCCUCCCGUGCUUUUUUUUGUAAAACAGAGGUAAGGGGUUGUAUUGAGCAGUCUCCUACUACAAGAGGAGAAAAAAAUAAUAAAGUCAAGUCUAACCUGGCCAUAAAAGCAAGCUCUCCAGAUUUGACUGUAUUGAAAAGGACAAUCAGUCCUUUUACUGCAAAAUGUCUUCCUCAAUAAUACUGAGCUUGUAACUGCCUUUUGACCAUUCAAAACUUCUGGUUUUCUCCUAGCAUACAGUUAUACUGCUGAGUAGUAGCACUUUAACUGCAUCACCUAAGCAGCAAUAUUGUUAGGCUACAGCUGUAAAACAAACUCAAGUGUAGCAGUGACUUACUUGUCUGCCAGCACUUUGCAUCCUGAAAUAAGCAGGAGUACCACCCUGUAGACAUGCUUUUCCUGAUUUCUCUACUAAGGAGGCUGCAUAUUAUUUUACAUGCUUGCUCAUCAUCACAAUUAAUACAUUUGAAUGCAUGUCCACAGUUGCCAAACUAAUGAAAAUCCUGGAAAUGUGAAGAUGGCAAACUGCUCCUAGUACAGGGUGCUGAUAAUUCAUCUGGCUUUUGCUGCCUUUUUAUACACAAUUACAAAAUGUUUCAUACAAAUCUUAAACUGCACCAGGUCAAAGACAGACUUCACUCUUUCUCUAAAGGAAGCAGCAAUUAAAAGAGAAAAUAAGUUCAUUUAUAGAACUAAGAAAAUAGGAAUGAUUGUCUUCCCCGUUUUCAGUAAUCUUAAAAGUGGGUGAACUGUACAGAAUAAGGUGAAUACAGAGUAGAUUAUUUUAAAUGCUUUUAUUUUAAAAUGCUUAUCUGAAAUGGAUCAGACUUAGUUUUAAAAAAAAAUUAAAAAUACAUGAAGGACAAAUGUUAAUUUAAUCUCUAGGUGAUUAUUGCAAAGAAGUUUGCCCUGCCUCAUGCAAUGAAAAGUUAUAGCAAUAGACAACAUUCUUUUAGCCACAGUACCAGGUAAAUCUUGUUUUGUUCAAAUAAAAGUCUUAAAUUCUUUACUGGA
Molecule: messenger RNA, 4825 nt
Organism: Calypte anna (Anna's hummingbird)
Lineage: Eukaryota; Metazoa; Chordata; Aves; Apodiformes; Trochilidae
Gene: NAA35
Product: N(alpha)-acetyltransferase 35, NatC auxiliary subunit
Exons: 23
Coding region: 645-2822 (725 amino acids)
Biological process (GO): N-terminal peptidyl-methionine acetylation
Cellular component (GO): NatC complex
Source: RefSeq, a predicted model, not a curated record